Messenger RNA from Trichomycterus rosablanca, 4070 nucleotides. It is a transcript of the gene pgrmc2, whose product is annotated as progesterone receptor membrane component 2. The record is from RefSeq and is a predicted model, not a curated record. Bases 11 to 613 code for a protein of 200 amino acids. The transcript has 3 exons. Lineage: Eukaryota; Metazoa; Chordata; Actinopteri; Siluriformes; Trichomycteridae. Gene Ontology annotation, cellular component: membrane; endoplasmic reticulum; endomembrane system.
AACGUGCAGUAUGGCGGACGAUGGGGACGGCAGCAGCGGAGUAGCUGACACAAGUGGCGGGCAGGGCACAACAACAGAGGAGCUGGAUUCAGUGCCCGGUGUCGGCGGCAUGCUGCUCAAUCUGGGCUUGUUCGUUCUGUUUCUAGCCGCUUGCUAUGGCGUGUACCGGCGCUGGUUGAGGAGGUCAGGCCCAGAUGGAGCCCGGGAAGACAAGGCCUCGGCUUUGCCCAAAAUGGGCCGGCGGGACUUCACUAUGGAGCAGCUGCGGGAGUACGACGGCGUCCAGAACCCGCGCAUACUCAUGGCUGUCAACAUGAAAGUGUUCGACGUGACCAGCGGCAAGAAGUUCUACGGGCGCGAGGGACCAUACGGGAUCUUUGCCGGUCGGGACGCCACCCGUGGUUUGGCCACGUUCUGCCUGGAGAAAGAUGCACUACGAGACGAAUACGACGACCUGUCUGAUCUCAACGCCGUUCAGAUGGAGAGCGUCAGAGAGUGGGAGAUGCAGUUCAUGGAAAAAUACGACUACGUGGGUCGCCUGCUGAAGCCGGGCGACGAGCCGUCGGAAUACACGGACGAGGAGGACAUCAAGGACCAUCUGAAACACGACUAAAGUGACCAAAGCCUGAGACUCGGAACGCUAGCAUCCAGCCGAUUUGCCCGUCGACGCCCAAAAACCCUGUUCAGCCCAACAACUCGAUCCUAUUGGACUAACGGAGCAGAAUACGAACCCGCUCCAGCAUUAAAGCCCCCGGCCGGAAGCACCCGGGAGCGACGGCGCCGUUGAAGUGGUGGCUCAGGUGUAGUUCCAGGGCGGCAGUGGUGCUGUCUCGCGACCUGAUUGGAGCAUUAAAUCUGUACCGUACUUGCCUCCAGGUGUCCCUUUAUAAACUAGUCCCGCUAUAAACUAGUCCAUGCCUUCCUGUGUGUGUUAUAGAGCUUCUCGGUCCCGGCGGAGGUGCGCAUUCUCCUCGGUUUCUCCACGGCUCCAAAACACCCGGUUCGACCCGUCAGCCGAAUAGUAACCCGCCUGAACUGUGCUGAAGCAGGAAAUCCAAAAUAAAUAAAAGCUUUUUUUCCAGGAGUUUGAUACAGAGCACGUUUUGGUUUCUGCUUUAUUGUUUAACACCGUUUAUGCUUCUGUUCCACCCCAGUUUACAGAAAUGUAUGAGGAUGAGCGUACUGGUCUCCUGUCACCGUAAACACUGGGGCAAACCUGUACCCCAUAUACCAUGCAUAUCAAUGUAGGACUGAAGGAAUGAAACGUCACGAUCGUUUGCCACGUCACUGCUCGGAAACCACGUUAAGAAAAGCUCCGACUGCUAUAAGAGGGAGAGAGAGAGAGGGUGAAAUGGAGCUGGUUACGCCGUUACACACCUUGUUUUUAAACUGGCAAGUCGGGUUCAAAUGGUGGGAUUGUGUGGGGUGAGCGGUCCUGUUUAGCCUUAAUGUGGGUAUUUUUGUGCGUCAGUCUGAUUGUAUGGAGGUUUAAGGGGAAUAGCAGAGGUAUAGCGGUUUCAGAAAAGCCAAAAUCAGCAAUCAAUACGGCCAAAAGUAUGUGGACACCCCCACCUAAUUCCUGACUUUCGGGUGUUCCAGCCACACCUAUCGCUAAAUAAAUGUAAAUAACAUGGUUAUAACUUUGUGGCUAUUUCUAGUCCAGCUUGUCUGUAUUGAUGUGUGCAAAUCCAGCUCCAUAAAGACCGGGUUUGUUAAAUUUGGGUUCGAAUGGACUCCGCCUGACCUCUGAAAGGCACUUUGAACUAAACAGGCACAGAGUCCCACUUGGUGAAGACUGGGCCGGUUCUUAAACGCCACCCGGGGUUUCGGAACGGGAUGUUGUACAGGCUCGUGGUCAGAUCAAUAGAGUAGAGAGAUAGAUGGAUGGUUAUUUGAGCAAAGCUACAGUUGAGGCUACAUGGCCACUAUAUUGGUCACUAUAUUGGUCUUAAUGGUUCUCAGUUGGUCUUAGGAGGGGAAUUUAAUACUGAGAGUUCAAGGCUCUUUAUCGUUAAGCUGUGUUACCACCACCGGGCGCUAACGUUGGGCCCUCUGAGCAAGGCUUAAUCCCAGGUUGCCUGGUUCGUAUCCUGUUUUAGCUGCACAUUGUUCUCACUGGCAAAUUGAAGUCGGAAAUGUUGGAUGGGACUGAUUUCAGAGCUGCACCGUUCAGACAUUAUUUAGGUGUUUUAAAUGCUUCUCUUACUUUUUAGUCAUGACCUGCCAUCCAUCCAUCUAAUCUAGCUUUGUCCAGAACGAACCAGAAUACAUUUACAUUAAAAGUUAAAGAAAAAACAGAUUGUAUGGUCCAAAACUGAACAACUGGCAACCUUGGGUCUUGAGCUUGAAAUGCUGUAGUGGUAAAAUCAAAUCCUGAUUCUGUUAUAUAUACAGUCACUUAAAUCCUGUGCUCUCCUGAUUUAUAACGGUACGAGCGCCCUGUACGUUUGGCAAUAGGAGACCGUCGGUGUCGAGGUGGCUGCACCGCUGUUUAUUCAUCCGGCUUCAGAAACUAAACUAAAGGGAAAAUCAGCAUCCAGGCACUUCAAUCAGUUCACUCACUUUAGAUAACCUGAGAGAUGGAAAUUCUCGCCCACCGCAGUAACAAUCUGUGCCUUAUUUGUCGUGUUAAAAAAACAGGAAACUCCUAAAUGGCAAUAUGGGAUAAAAUCGAGUGAGGAACAGGAUGACACAAUUUGGGAAUGGGAUUGGUUCUUAAAUGCUUUACCGCUGAUGGUCGAUGAUAGAAACCUGAGAGUGGUGGAAGUUUGGGGCCACUGAGCAUGAAGUUAUACUUCAGUGAUCAUUCUUUAUGGAAGGAACUUGAGUCGAUUUAUUUGGGGAAACGUAUGUUCUGGUAUGUUCUGGGAGAGGAAAAUCAUAUUUAAAGAGUAAUAUUGUGAGACCAAAGUAAUAAUAAUAAUUAGUGUAAAAUUCUAUAAUUAGGUGGAGAACGUGCCACUUCUGAUUUAUGGGAACAAAGUCUUAAUAUAUUGUAGAUUAAUAAGUUGUCGGAUUUACUAUUAUAUAUAUAUUUACUAUUAUAUCUCCUGGGAUCCCCCAGGAGAGGAGGACGAAUUGACUACGCUAAAUUGGGAGAAAGUGACCGAGAAAAUGCAUCAAUAAAAUAGAAAAAAAAAAAAAAAAUCCUUAUUGGGAGAUGGAAGUUCUAGUAUUACGAGUUCUGAUAUUAAGACGACUCAAUAUUUAAAGAAAAAAGUCAAAAGUAUUGAUUGAUAAGACAAAUCGGAUAUAGGCAUAACUAAAUGGAGCUGGAUUCUUCAGAAUAUAGCCGUAAUUAUUUAAGAAUGAUGCAGUUUUCAAAAAUAAUCGGUUUAUUUUUGAGUAUUUGCGAUUUUUCCUUAAAUAUUAAACUUUGUAAUGUAUUAUGCAAUCUUCCUCUCAGAACACUUUCCCAUCAAGUACCACCCAUCACAAUCUCUUCUUUUUUUUAACAAUACCCUCCCUUCCUGAAACCUUUGUACCCUUGCGAUCAGAUCUUCACUUGUAAAAUGCUCAGACGGCGAUACGAGGCAUGCUGCAGGCACAACACCCCCCUCUCCCCACCUGGCUGCCACCUUGUACAUAGACUUUGGGAAAGUUUUCAGUGUUACUGCCACGUCGCUGUAGUUAAUGGACUCUGUGUACUGUGUUGUAUCGGCCAUAAACCUGUUCUAUCAUUCAUUCUCUUGAUUUCGUUGGUUUUGUUUUCCUGCUGCAGUUCUUUAUUUGUACGUGUGUGUGUGUGUGUAUGUGUGUGUAUGUGUGUGUGUGUGUGUGUGUGUGUGUGUGUGUGGAAGAAACAGUAUACGAGCUUUUCGGGAGCGCAUACGAGCGCAUGGUCGUCGACGUCGAAUCACUUUUUGUUGUUGAAUAUUUUCGGGAUUGAAAGGGGGGGGGGUUGGUUUCUGUAAAUAUGUGCAUCAUUUUAUUAAAGCAUGUUCAGCAUAACCAUGAGCUGAUGAGGUUUCUGCCCAUGUGACAUAUUUAAUUGUCGGGACUGUGUGAGCGAGCGAAAGGACGAGAGACGUGACGAUGCUUAAACAAAUAAACUGAUUUGGAUAAUAAAA